AUGUCGUUGGUGGUCAGUGACGUCGCGAGGCUGCCUCUGCCCGAUGUGUUUCACUGCAGCGUAUCAGUGAAGUUUGGCCGGGCACUAGGCAAGAGCAGGACGUCAGUGGGCGAGGCAGUCCUGUUUUCAAUGCGACCAAUUGAUACGUUCAAUAUAAUGACUGCGACAGUCCUUGACAUCGUCGACAACAUGGUUGCAACCCAACAUUCCACUCCGAACCGCGACAAGCUUCAAUGGGGACCGCACGUACCAUUCGAUGUGUAUACAAAGGUUGCGAUAAACGCCCCACAAAGCAAGUAUGUUCGACUAUCCGUGGACAACUUCAACGACACCAUCGCAAGAAUUUGGGACAACGCUGGCAAAACACGCCUUGGACAAGCUGCAUUUGUUUUGCAGCUUUUCGUUUACAUCGAAAAACACGUCGAAAUUGGCAUUCGUCGUGCAACAUAGCAGAACAUACAAUCGUCUGCGGUUCGUGUAGCUGAGCAUGUUCGCCAGCAUGACGUGAGCCUUGGAUAAUUACAAAGUCAAUACGCAAGUAUUUGCACGGCCCGACUCCCUACAAGCGCUCCCGUCGAAAUACCGGCAAAUGCUACGAUGGAGCAGCUUGGCCACAUCGACCAAAUGACGCAGCACCACGUAGAGCAGCGCGAAAACGUCAUCAGGGGGGAAGCUGAAGCUUACCGCUGCGUGCGCAUUCGGAUUGGAUCGCUGGCCAGCGCGCCACUUGACUGUUUUUUUUGCGUCAGUGACCUCAGAAACAUUCUCGGCCUACCACCGUACCCCUUGAUGCCUGCAUUUCGUGAGCCUCUAGUAGGUACACGUGCACCUCGUGUUAAUAUAGACGAUGUUGAC
Molecule: messenger RNA, 855 nt
Organism: Aphanomyces astaci
Lineage: Eukaryota; Oomycota; Saprolegniomycetes; Saprolegniales; Verrucalvaceae
Exons: 2
Coding region: 1-450 (149 amino acids)
Source: RefSeq, a predicted model, not a curated record